UGCGAUGAGCUGCGUUUGGCAUGUAAGGAUUAGUCAAUGGUGGAAACCCAUGGCUAGCAGUUGGAAGAGAUCUGCAAGUAGUUGGGUCGGAUUGUUCCAAUGUAGGAGUCUCGUCACCAUGACUGACCGGAUUAGCAGAGGGAAUCAUGACAGGCACGACUUCAGUCGCGAUGUUGGAUUGCUGGGAUGUAAAGGCGAACAUGGAGUUGGUGCUAGCUCGACGACUAUGGGACUUUGAGGGUGAAGAAAAGGUGGAGAACAAUGAACUUCUUCGAGAGCGGGAGUUGGAGAGAGGUAGCAUCGGUGGUUCAAUCUCAGCAGAAGCACUACCAAAGAUAUUCAAAGGAUUGUGUUGGGAAUCGAAUUCGGCAGAAGGAGAGUAAAUAUCGCCCAUAUCCACCACACCAAAGUCGGUGCUGAGUGGAAGUGGAGGUACAGGACCUGGCACAACACCAUUGACAGUAUGAGAUUGAACAGGAAAAAACUGUUGUUGGUGAAGGGUCUUUGAAUUUCCGUUAGUAACACUUGCGAUGGUAAUGGGAGGAGGACCGAUUCCCACUGGUGUUUGUAUAUACAGAUUGGCACUUUCUUGACUUGCCAAUGAUGACUGUCGAGUAUGAUGACUGUUGAAUGCGGCGGUAGAUGGCGAUACAGUGUUUUUUGUCGAAUUCCCGUUCAAUGGAUUGGAAUGAACGGGAAUAGCGGUGGCAGGUGGAUCUCUGUCCAUUAAUCAGGUAGAUACGACCUCG
Messenger RNA from Batrachochytrium dendrobatidis JAM81, 749 nucleotides. RefSeq lists its product as uncharacterized. The transcript has a single exon. The record is from RefSeq and is a predicted model, not a curated record. NCBI's taxonomy places the organism in Eukaryota, Fungi, Chytridiomycota, Chytridiomycetes, Rhizophydiales. Bases 147 to 383 code for a protein of 78 amino acids.